CGCUCUCUCCUCGUAGUCGCGGUUGCACUUGUGCGGUGAGUGUGCGUGUGUCCGUGCAUCAGCCCAAUCGAUUGAUUUUUCCUUUUUUCCACCCUGCAACAACCUCGCGAAAAACAAAAGGGAUUUUACACGCAACUUCCAAGGGCGCGUUCAACCCUCGGCUUUUUUCCAAAAUACAGGGAGAAGGCGGCGGCGGCGGCGGCCAGUGCACGGCCGGCGGGAUGUGGGGACCAGCACGGAUGGGGCCUGGCGACCCAGCGGCUGCGGCCGCACUUGCGGGCAUGUUGCCCUUUGACUCGAUCGGACUCUACGAGCAGCCCAAACCGCGCUUCAUCUUUAAAAUGCCGCGCGUCGUGCCCGACCAAAAGUCCAAAUUCGAGUCCGACGAACUCUUCCGCCGGCUCAGCAGAGAGAGCGAGGUGCGCUACACGGGGUACAGAGAUCGACCCUUGGAGGAACGCCAAGUGAGGUUUCAAAAUGGCUGCCGAGAGGGUCACACGGAAAUUUCGUUCGUGGCCACCGGCACAAACCUGCAACUUGUUUUCAACCCAGUCAUGAACGGCUACACAGUUUCGGACCUUGGCAGAGAAUGUGACUUUGACAAGGAAAUGGGCAAGGUUCACCUGAGAUCUCACUUCAUAAUGAAUGGAGUGUGCGUGCGGUGGAAAGGCUGGGUGGACCUUGAGCGCCUCGACGGGGUCGGCUGUCUCGAGUACGACGAGGACAAGGCCCAGAUCGAGGACUCGAUGUUGAGAGACCAGAUCGAGCGGUACAACCAGCGGUUGCGCGACUUUGAAGACAAACAACGCGCUUACCGUUCGCACCAGCAACUGGACCGGCCCGGAGACACCGACAUCGAGGUCACUUUGGCGCAGCAAGAGAACUACAUGCGAGUUCGGCGCAACAGACACCAACAGUGGCACGCCCCGCGUUGAGAUUCCCCGUUUUUUUUUUUUUUAAAUAAAAAAAACUUGUCUCAUCAUUCUCUGUCGUUCUGCACAAGUCCGUCUGUUUUCAUUGUAAAUAAUUAUUAUGUAAUCUCCUGGUGCGCCGCGUGAUGAAGGAAACGACACUCAGCUUUCUAGCACUUCUCAUUAUACCAAAAAUAAUUACUAAUUAUAAGAAAUGAUUAACAAAAUUUGAUGAUGAAAAACUGACACUUUUGCUAAAUAUGAUGAAAAAGACAAAAAAUUGCCAAUAAGAUGAAAUUUUAAAAUUGAUUUAAAACUUAAUUCACAGUCACAACAGUAAAUUUUAAGGGCAAAAAUGUAAGCUGCUUAAAUUUUCAAUUUUUUGAAGACAAGCAGAACUUAUAAACUUGAUUGGUGUCGCAGAUCGAGUAUAAAAGGUGCGUUUCUGAAAAUUAAUCUUUUUCCCAAACAUAGUAAUUUGUGUCAAACUGUGCUGUAAAUGUAAUAAACAAAUAAAUGUUCUCA
Messenger RNA from Neocloeon triangulifer, 1436 nucleotides. Its product is annotated as protein big brother-like. NCBI's taxonomy places the organism in Eukaryota, Metazoa, Arthropoda, Insecta, Ephemeroptera, Baetidae. Gene Ontology annotation, molecular function: sequence-specific DNA binding; transcription coactivator activity. Gene Ontology annotation, cellular component: core-binding factor complex; nucleus. The coding region runs from base 222 to 935 and encodes 237 amino acids. Gene Ontology annotation, biological process: regulation of transcription by RNA polymerase II. The record is from RefSeq and is a predicted model, not a curated record. The transcript is spliced from 7 exons.